CUCUCAUUCGAUCUAUAAUGCGCUGAAAAGAGGUUGGAGGAGAACAUCAGCGCAGAGAGCUGUUUUUCUACCCGGUGGCAUCGUCACGUUCCAUUGCUAUCUCUUCCAGUAAAGAAGAAAUAAGAAAUAUGGACAAAUCGCGCAUGAAACGAUGGCCGCAAUAUAUAGCAGCGUUUACAGCCACCUUAUCGAUGGCAUCGGCAGGCUCUCACAUAGGCUGGACAUCGCCGAUACUACCGAUACUGAAGUCUCCAAACUCCCAUUUAGUAAUAUCAUCCAGCGAUGCCUCGUGGAUCGCCUCGUUCGCGCUUCUUGGUUGCAUACCUGGCAAUGUUAUCGCAGCCUUUCUAGUAGAUCGUUGCGGUCGUAAGGCCUCCCUUCUGCUGGCAGCGAUACCAUUCACUGUCAGUUGGAUCCUAAUCAUCGUAGCCUGGACUCCUUACAUUCUCUACAUAGCCAGAUUCAUCGCCGGGAUCGGCACUGGCAUGGUCUACGUCACCUGUCCGAUGUACAUCGGCGAGAUAGCCGACAAGCAAAUCAGAGGAUCCUUGGGAUCCUUCAUAAAGCUGAUGGUCACCUUCGGAGAGCUUUACUCCCACGUAAUCGGACCGUUCGUGUCGUACGAGACCUUGGCCUACAGCUGCAUUCUAAUCCCGAUCAUCUUCUUCCUGACGUUCAUUUGCAUGCCAGAAUCUCCGUACUAUUUGUUGAUGAAAAAUCGCGAGGUCGACGCGAUGAAGAACUUGGGGCUGCUGAAGAGAUACGCCACGCAAGACCAGUUGCAGGAGGACAUCGAGCAGAUGCAGAAAACCGUGAUUCGCGACCUCAACGACAAAGGACACUUCUGGGACCUGUUCAACACCCCUGGCAAUCGAAGAGCCGUGUUGAUCGGGUUUGGUCUCCAAGCUGUCCUUCAAUUCAGCGGUUUGGCCGCGAUCGAAUCGUAUACCCAAGAAAUCUUCGAAGCAGCCGGCGACACGACUCUAUUAGCUGCGGUAGUCGUGAUCAUCCUAAGCGUUCUUCAGCUAGUAGCUGGGAUGGGGGCAGCUGCCUUGGUGGACAAACUGGGAAGACGACCGUUGCUUUUGUUCACGACUUUGCUCGAUGGAUUGACAUUGACCAUCACCGGUGCAUUCUACUUCUUAAAGUAUCAAAUGUUCGUGGACAUGUCCAACGUUGGCUGGAUCCUUCACACCUCUGUAAUAUUCUACGAGAUCUUCGUCGCGUUAGGUUUGAAUCCAUUGUCUUACAUGAUGCUGGGAGAACUGUUCCCUACCAACGUGAAAGGAUUUGCUGUAUCAUUGGCGAACAUGUGGUCCGGUCUUUUAGCGUUCGCCGUUUCGAAACUGUACCAAGUGAUCUCUGACACGUGCGGAGUUUACGUUUCCUUCGGUUGGUUUGCGGUCAGCUGUUUCCUUGGAAUGGUUUUCAUCACCUUCAUGGUACCGGAGACUAAAGGAAAAUCGUUGAUGGAGAUACAAGAGGAGCUUAAUUUUAAGAAGAAAAAAGUAAAAGGCACGAAAGGACAGCAGGAAAUACACGUAAGUACGUUAGCUUAAGUCGAGGAAACCACUAAACUAUAUUCUUGAUUUCCUUCGUUAAUUUGUGUAAGCUCCUUGUCAAUCGCUGCGAAGCGUUAUUGUCAUCAAUCAUUAUUAUUGCUAAUCGAAUCAAUCAGCGAUCGUUAAAUAGUCCGUGAUAAUCGGGCUGAGAAAUGAAUGAAUGAAAAGCGUCCAAGUGUCGUUAUUAGACUGCGGAUAUUUAUCCAAAUUCGUAUAUUUACAGAUACAAAAAACGAAUUGAAACUUAAAUGAAAGUAUGUCUUCUGAACGAUAUAACGUCUAUAUUACCGUUGAUAUUUUACAUACUUUUGCAUUUGCGCGCAUUCUCAUAGAUAUCCACGUAUUUGCAUUUGCCAUAAAUGCAUAAACAUCCGCAGUCUAAUAAUUAUAAAAUGUAGACGCAAACCGAAAACGAGAAUAAUUUGAAAAAGUUAUACAUACCAUACACCGUUACGAAAGUGAGCGUAGAUAUAUUAUUUUUUAUAUGGUUCCUAAAUUUUUCACACUUUCCAAUGUUUACACUUUAAAGUUCAUUUUCAAUUAUAUUAUUAUUCUCUCGCAAUGAAAAUUUAUUUCUUGGUAGCGAAAGGAUAAUUUUGAAUACUCGAUUUUUUUUAUAAAAGUGCAUCUUUGUUUUUAGUAUGCCGUCUAAUAGCUAAUUCUUUAAUCAUCGGGAAACGUGAAUUAUUUAUCUCGCGCAAACAAGUGUCUUUCACGGGAGACGUAACACACAGAUUUAUCACUAUUUUAAAUAACCGUAUGAAAUUCUAUGCGUCAUAUAAAUCCCGUGUAACGUGGACGAGAGACGCGAAUUAAAUUCGACGUAAACGCUUUGCACACAUUUACCUGUUUGCACGAGACGCUGUGCACACAUUUACUUGUUUGCGCGAGUACGAUUAUGUAUCAAUAUUUUGCACCGAUAAAAAGCACGAUAAACUCUUGCAAUUAGUUGGUCUUGUCAACGUUCUUCGUAGCAACUUUUACGAUGGAGAGUGUGGUUCUUUUUCUUUGUUAUUCAUGAUUUCUUAAAGUUCAUUGGAAAAAUCGAAUGCAUACUUAGAAACCACGCUGUAACAUUUGUGCGCUAGUUAGGAUUUCGAUUGUGGAAAGAGCAAACUCGCAUGAUCAUCUUCUUUCCCUUUUAGGCAGGGUUAAACGUUGAGACUGAUAGAUAUUAAAUUAAUCGUAAACUAUAUAUUUAUUCAUCGCCAAGUAUUGUGACAAAAUAAGGAAAGGAGAACUGAUUUUUAUAUGAUAACAAAUUAGAAUACUUCACAACGUCACUUAAUAGCAAUGCAAUUAUUUAAUCCGUGGAUCACUACAGUGCUAAACGUUAAACAAUGUAUUUUAGACGUUCGUCGACCUCUGAAUUCAUUUAACAUAUACGGAACCGAUCUCGGAGCAUAAAAUAAGCUUGAAGUUGAAAGAAAAUUGAUAUCAAUCGAUAUCAAUUGAUAUCAACGGUUAUAUCGAUAUAGUAUAAUUAUAUAAUUACAUACAACUGUUCUAAUUAUAUAUAAUUAUACAAUUAUAUCAUAACAAUUACAAUUAUACAAUUAUAUUGUAUAUAACGUAUAUUGUUAUAAUUAUAUAUUUGUAUUAUAUAUAAAAUAGAGAUAUAAAAGUUGUAUUUAUAUGUAAUAUAAGUGGCACAAUCGUAUCAAUUUUCGUAUGCGUUAUUCACUUAUGUGAAUUAUAUAUUAAAUUACUUGUUUAUUCGCCUUUUAAAUGAAACUGUGCCAUAUAUUGACAUAUGACAUUUACAACAUUGGGUGGUCUGCGGAUUGAAUAUUGAAAUUUUAGAAGGUAAAUAUUCUUUCCUUAUGAGUGAAUAGUCUGGCGAUUAGGAACAUCUAUUAUCCCUUUGAGGCAGGGUGCAAGAGAGAUGAUUAAUAACAUGAUUACGAUUAAACGUUAUCAAAGCGCGCCGCGUAUUGUCGCGAGUGUUUCGAAUUGCGCGCACCAAUUGGCCCUGAUGCAAGAAGGAUUUAGUUGAGCACCGUAGCAUGACUAACUUUAUACAAUAUACACACAAGCGAGAGUGAAACAUAUUACUAUAGGAAUAGCUUCAGCGCAAAAUAUAAAUGGGCUGAAAUUGAAUAUUUGUUAUUAUUAAUAAUGCGUUAUCGCUUAG
This is a messenger RNA of Hylaeus anthracinus, 3696 nucleotides long. Its product is annotated as facilitated trehalose transporter Tret1-like. The record is from RefSeq and is a predicted model, not a curated record. Lineage: Eukaryota; Metazoa; Arthropoda; Insecta; Hymenoptera; Colletidae. Gene Ontology annotation, cellular component: membrane. Gene Ontology annotation, biological process: transmembrane transport. Gene Ontology annotation, molecular function: transmembrane transporter activity. The transcript is spliced from 3 exons. Bases 129 to 1559 code for a protein of 476 amino acids.